Chenopodium quinoa (quinoa) is the source of this 1552-nucleotide messenger RNA. Its product is annotated as stearoyl-[acyl-carrier-protein] 9-desaturase, chloroplastic-like. The coding region runs from base 170 to 1327 and encodes 385 amino acids. The record is from RefSeq and is a predicted model, not a curated record. Gene Ontology annotation, cellular component: chloroplast stroma. The transcript is spliced from 3 exons. Gene Ontology annotation, biological process: fatty acid metabolic process. Lineage: Eukaryota; Viridiplantae; Streptophyta; Magnoliopsida; Caryophyllales; Amaranthaceae. Gene Ontology annotation, molecular function: stearoyl-[ACP] desaturase activity.
UAUUCUAUGAGUCAUUUGAUAAUUAGAACUACAAUUCAUAUAGUAUUUAAUUAGUUCUUGCAUCACAAGGAUUAAAAGAUUUGUUGUAAUCUUAUUUUAGAGUAAUAAGUUGAAACUUUAAGCAACAUUUUGGCAAUAGAUUUAAGUUGGAUAAGGGAAGCAAACAACGAUGGCCCUUUUAAGUAUUCACCCUCUCCCACAAGUGAGCAAUUUCUGUGUUAAAGCUCCCAGGGUUUUCGUGAACAACUCCACAUCUAAAAGAGCUGAAAAUCUAAAGAAGCCUUACAGCACCAAAUGCAGAACAAUGCAUGAUCAAGUAACACAUUCUAUGCCACCCGAAAAAAUCGAGAUUUUUAAUUCCUUGGAAAAUUGGGCAUCAGAGAACGUUUUGGUGUAUCUGAAGCCUGUUGAAAAAUGUUGGCAGCCACAAGAUUUUCUUCCUGAUCCGAAUUCAGACGGCUUUUACGAACAAAUCAAAGAGAUGCAGGGGAGAGCAAAGGAGGUUCCAGAUGAUUAUUUUGUUGUUUUGGUUGGACAUAUGAUUACUGAAGAAGCACUUCCUACUUACCAAACUAUGCUUAAUACUUUUGAUGGAGUGAGGGAUGAAACCGGGACUAGUCCGACUUCAUGGGCAACUUGGACUAGGGCUUGGACUGCUGAAGAAAAUAGACAUGGUGAUCUUCUUAACAAGUAUUUGUAUCUCUCCGGUCGUGUUGACAUGAGAGCCGUCGAAAAGACGAUUCAGUAUUUGAUUGGCUCAGGAAUGGACCCAAAAGGUGAAAACAAUCCAUAUUUGGGAUUCAUAUACACAUCGUUUCAAGAAAGGGCAACAUUCGUUUCACACGGCAAUGCAGCAAGACUAGCCAAACAACAGGGUGAUCUGAAGCUAGCACAAAUCUGUGGCCUUAUUGCAGCAGAUGAAAAACGCCACGAAAAUGCUUACAGCAAAAUAGUGCAAAAACUGUUUGAAAUCGAUCCUGAUACAACAAUGCUCGCUUUUGCUGAUAUGAUGAGGAAGAAAAUCUCUAUGCCGGCCCAUCUCAUGUAUGAUGGCCGCGAUUCCAACUUGUUUGAUCAUUUUGCUGCUAUUGCUGCUAGGCUUGGAGUUUACUCUGCCAGGGAUUAUGCUGAUGUUAUGGAGCACUUGGUGAAUUAUUGGGAAGUUGAGAAGCUCACCGGGCUUUCGCCGGAAGGACGAAAAGCUCAGGAAUUUGUAUGUGGUUUACCCCGAAGGAUCAAAAUUAUAGAAGAGAAGGCUCAAGACAGGGCAAAACAAGCACCUUCCCUUCCUUUAAGUUGGGUUUAUGAUAGAGAAGUUAGCCUUUAAGUUCUUUUUACUAGCAUAAAUUUGGAUGUACUAAAGUAAUUUAUGUUACAAUUUGGAGAAACUAAAGUUGGUUGUUUAUAUGUUGAUUUUUGUAUUUGUGCAUGUUAUGAUCAGCUAAUUAAGAAGGAUCCUAAUUCACUAGGCCACCUUGUUCUUUAAUUUGUUGUUAGUUCGGUAAUGUUCUUAUAUAUGUUGUUACAUAGUGGCCUUAUAUAAAAUUUUAUA